Molecule: messenger RNA, 2595 nt
Organism: Saccostrea cuccullata (small rock oyster)
Lineage: Eukaryota; Metazoa; Mollusca; Bivalvia; Ostreida; Ostreidae
Product: heat shock 70 kDa protein 12B-like
Exons: 6
Coding region: 198-2114 (638 amino acids)
Molecular function (GO): ATP-dependent protein folding chaperone; ATP binding
Source: RefSeq, a predicted model, not a curated record
UAACGUGUCCUUACUAUCUUCUUUUUAUACAUGCAGUCCAUGCACCUGUUGCAGUACUUCAAACGUAGUCUUGCGACAUUUUAUCAGUUAUUUGAUUUUUUUUUAUUCAUAAAUAUUCAGGUAAACAAUUUGUGCAUUGUGCUUCUGUAAAUAAUUCUCCGAAUACUGAAAAUCGAUAAACUUGGAAGUCAGAAAUAAUGGGACAGUGUCUUGGAAAAUUGGACAGACGACAUGUACCUAGGGAAUCGGUGACUUUCUCUGCACUAAAUCCGCCCCAACAAUUAGCUGUUCCAACAAUACCUCCCCGGAUUCCUCUGGUUAACAUCCAGGGACAACAUCAAGGAUAUAAUGACCAAUUCCCCUCCAACUCACAAAAUCAGGAAUGCCCAGAACGAGUCUUGGUAGCCGCCAUAGAUUUAGGAACCACAUUUUCCGGCUAUGCAUUUUCCUUUCGUCACGAGUAUCUUUCAGAUCGCUUGCGGAUCAGUACCAACCUCUGGCCACAUAACAACGGGAUGUCCAUGAAAGCACCAACGUCUAUCUUGUUAAAUCAAAAUGGAGAGGUGGAAGCAUUUGGAUACGAGGCUAUCAAAAUGUAUGGUGAUUUGGCCGAAUAUAACCAGCAUACUUCAUACUAUUUCUUCAACAAGUUUAAGAUGAACCUCUAUCAGCAAGGAGCACUUUCAACAGACUUAAAACUUCAUGAUAUCUCUGGGAAAACAAUGGCUGCAGUUGAUAUUUUUGCAAAAGUUAUUGGAUAUUUAAAGCAGCACGUGUUAACCCGAUUAAAGGAAAUGGACUCCAAACUCAACUUGGCUCCAAGUGACAUUCAGUGGGUUGUGACGGUACCUGCAAUUUGGGAUGACAAAGCCAAAUUCUUUAUGAGAAAAGCCGCUGAAAAGGCUGGCAUUGAGGGCCGAAAUUUGACCUUAGCUCUCGAACCGGAGGCAGCAUCACUUUUCUGCCGAUACAGCCCUACUUAUCAAAGUAACGUCCAAGAGAACACACAUGUAUUUGACAUUUUCAAACCAGAAACAAAAUAUAUGGUCGUUGAUCUGGGUGGUGGCACAGUGGACAUCACGGUCCAUUGCGUUCACGAAGGUGGUGCUUUAGAGGAACUAUAUCAACCUACAGGUGGCUACUGGGGCGGCACGACGGUAGACGACGAGUUCUGCUCCCUCCUCGUAGGAAUAUUUGGUCAUGAAGUGUACAAAGAAUUUCAAAAUAAUUUCACAUCUGAUGUGAUUGAACUAUUUCAAGAAUUUGACAUAAAGAAACGUUUGUUUGAACCAGGACAAAAUACAACUGUUUCAAUUAAGAUAUCUGCUUCUUUAGUAGAGUUGUACAGAAAACACACUGGAAGAGAAAUUCAGGAGGUAUUAAACACUCAACAGGUUCAAGACGUCAAGAUUAAGAGAGACAAGCUUCAAGUUUCCCCUCAAGCUUUUAUUCGCUUAUUUGACAAAUCAAUUUCCGGUAUUGUAUGCCAUAUUCAAAGCUUACUACAAAUGACAAAGGUCUCGGGUGUAACUGCCCUUCUGUUAGUGGGCGGUUACGCUGAUAGCCAUGUCGUCAGAGACGCCAUUGUUUCUCAUUUUCCGAAUCUUCAAAUUAUCCAUCCACAGGAAGCUGCUUCCACUGUUCUUAAGGGAGCCGUAUUAUUUGGGCAUGAACCCCGAGCUAUCGUGGCGAGAGUUUGUAAAUACACGUAUGGUAUUGCUAUAUCAGAGCCGUUUAAAGAGGGUGUUCACGAUCCAGACAAAAAGAGAUUUGUUAAUGACGAAGUCAUAUGUGACGAUGUGUUCGAUGUCCAUCUACAAGUUGGUCAGCAAGUGUCUCUGUCAGGUAAUCGGAUCGGAAAACCUUACAAUGUCUACAGCGGACAUUCACACUCUUUACUAGAAGUAUACGCUUCCUCUGUACCGAGUCCUAAGUACGUCACGGAAAGCUGGUGCACAAAAUUAGGAUCGGUGGUUUUGGAGUUACCUCCAGAUAUGAAAGGAGAUGAAAAAAUUAUAGUAGGGUUAUAUUAUGGCGGAACCGAACUAGGAGUUUUUGCGGUGAAUUCAAAAACUGGAUCACAAACCCACGCCUUUUUUGAUUUUUUGGGAUAAAAGUAAAUGUGGUUUCGUCUAAGCAAAUCAAUCUAAAACAUUAUUACUACUAAAAGGACGAAUAUCGAGACAGUCGAUCGCAUCUAUUUCUACAUAAACAUUUAACAUUUCGCUUUUUGUUUAUAUUUUUUUUUAUCACAUAUCCGUGUAGAUUUAUUCAGAUGUAAAGAAUGUGGAAUACCGGUACUUGUGCCUUCCCAUGAAUGAACAUGCCAAGGGGUCUUGUAAUUUGAUUUAAAGUGAAAUAUCCCUCUGCUCAAAAUUCACCUUUUUUAUUUUCAACAUUGAUUUUCAUCAUUAACAAUAGCAUUAGAUUCAAAUUGAAAAUAGUUUUGAAGACUAAGUGUUGCUUUACUUUUUCAGAAAAAAAAUAUCAUUUAAUAUAUCCAAUCAUGUUGUGAAGAAAAUUCACUAAGGUAAAUUGAAAGAUCAGUAUAAAUAUUUCCUCACAAUAAAACUUAAAAAUUGUGUUAAUUCUAAA